Molecule: messenger RNA, 291 nt
Organism: Dibothriocephalus latus
Lineage: Eukaryota; Metazoa; Platyhelminthes; Cestoda; Diphyllobothriidea; Diphyllobothriidae
Source: the annotation of a GenBank genome assembly
AUGGACGGAGUCGAACGCAGCGGCAAAGUCGACAAAGCAGAUGGCCGUUGGUUAUUGGUAGCUCUGUCAGAAUUCAAGGAUCCGUCUCAGUGUGAAUAUCUGAUCCACACAUUCACACCCAGCGUGGCAUCCGGCCUAGUUGGGUUGCGUCCUGUAGUUGCGCACAGACUGGAACCGCUUGAAGAGAACAAUAGCGAAAUGCUUCGUGGCAAUGCCGAUGAGGCUUAUACCGCGAUAUUUCUCACAUUUUGCCUUAUCUUCCUUCUUAUGGACAGGCACAAGGAUGCUUGA